AUGCCUCAGAGCGCGUCAUUUCGCUGCAUGCGCUGUACAGCUUUACGCAGCUUCUGGACUUUGUUUGCCGGAAGGAGAUGGUGCGAUGCCGCGGGGGUCUCCUCUUUUUCUGCCGCCGUCCGCACUCUUUGUUUCCGGCCUGCUGGAAGGCGCCACCACUGGCUCUCCACGGGCGUCGGAAAAAAGCUUUUGGUGAGACACUUUGUUGGGUCGCAGGAGGGUGGCGGGAGACUGCUGCCGACAACGGGGUUUGUGUGUUACGAGAAGAUGGUGAGCCUGAUGGGCAGUGCGAUAGGGCACGUUAUGCUCCACACCUACGACACACCGGGUGAACCGCGCUUUGGGGGCCGGCACCGCUUUAUUUGUCCCAACUCCCACACGGCCAGUCUCUGA
Trypanosoma rangeli is the source of this 393-nucleotide messenger RNA. Its product is annotated as small GTP-binding protein Rab7. NCBI's taxonomy places the organism in Eukaryota, Euglenozoa, Kinetoplastea, Trypanosomatida, Trypanosomatidae. The record is from RefSeq and is a predicted model, not a curated record. The transcript has a single exon. Bases 1 to 393 code for a protein of 130 amino acids.